GAGGUCGUGCCGGAUGUGGUCGGUCCGUUUGUGCCUAUGACGGAGCUCGGCCUCACGUACGGCGCGGGCCCGGCGGCGCGCGAGGUUCGCUUCGGCAAGCCUAUCGCGCCCGCCCUGGUCGAGCGCGCCCCCACCGUCCGGUUUGCUCUCGGGAGCCACAGUCGACCGGGGACGCUGCACACGCUCAUCGCGGUGGACCCGGACGUCCCCUUCCGCGACGCCCCCUCCGAGGCGGAGCGCCUCCUCUGGCUCGUCUACGACAUCCCGGCCAACGAGACCGCGCGGGGAAAGACGCUCGUGCGGUACGAGGGCGCCCGCCCGCAGCCCUGCCCCGCCGCCGACCGCCUCUGCCUCGCUGAGCACCGCGUCACCUUUGCCCUGUGGGAGCAGCCGCACGGCCGCCUCUCGCUCCACGCAGAGGACAGUCGGCUGGCCGCCGGCGCCAGCAGCGGCGCUAGUCACGGCGCGCCGGCGGACGCGCGGAAGCGCUACCGGGCGCGUGACUUCGCCUCGCGCCACCGGCUCGGCCUCCCCAUCGCGUGCAACUUUUUUGAG
Molecule: messenger RNA, 555 nt
Organism: Emiliania huxleyi CCMP1516
Lineage: Eukaryota; Haptophyta; Isochrysidales; Noelaerhabdaceae
Exons: 2
Source: RefSeq, a predicted model, not a curated record